UGUGCCCGCAUUCGCAUUCGGCCCGUCGUCUCACAUUGGACGGCGGCGGUGGCGCGCAUAACGUCUGUUCGUUUUGUUCGUCUCUCUCUCUUUGUCCACAUACCUAUCUGUCUGUUAGUAUCGGGCGGGCGUGAGGCGGAUUUUUUUUUUCGUCGACGUACAAUCGAGAUCGAGUUUUUCUUCCUCGGCGCGAUUUUAUGCUGCACUCGAUGCGGAAAAAGUGAAAUUAAUUAAGCUGGCUGAACUUUCUGGCGUUGUGCUCGGCAGGCAGCCGAGAGCUGGUCUAGUUGGUCUAUGGUGAUGAAGGAAAAAAGUGCGAUUUUUUUUUCGAAGCGGAUUUCUAAUGGUGGAAAAUUGUCUGUUUACUGUUUGUUUACGUGGGUGCUGCUUGUUGCCGCCUGAGCUUGAAACUUGUGAAGUGUCAAACGUCGGCGUCGACGCCAUCCACUUAUGCUGCUGCGCUAAGGAGGUGCUGCUGUGACACACGUAUGCUUCCUUCAUGUUUGCACGUUGCUUAGGCGCGGACAAGAGUUUGGUCGGUGAUCCUAUUGGGUAACACCGGUGUCCUGGUGUGAGUGUUUGUUUUGGGUGAUUUUUGUUUGUUUGAUAAUUUGUGGCAAAAAGUGUUUGAGACGCAAGCACUAAUGGAUUUGAGCUGAGCCGCGGAAGUUUCGAAGAAAUGAAUUACAUUUGAUAGACUUUCUAGCUAUGGGAAAAGCAGUGAAUCCAAAAUGUUCGCUAGAAGUUUGAAAUCUGUGGAAAAUGAUUGAUUGUAUGUGAAAUGAUUGUUUAGCGAAAACUUGCAGGUGUGUACUACUUCCAGUGAAGUGGGUUCUAUUUUCGGGCCGAUUUAGUGAAGAACUGUUUCGAAUUGCUGAACUGAAAUAUUUCAUCAAUUUGGCUGCAAAGUCUUCCCCUCGCCCGGAGGACGACGAUCACGCUGAGAAAGGUGGUGCUUCAAGCGGCGACGGAGGCGUUAAUGUAACUCAGACCGUCGCGGCAGAAGCGAAGAUGACAUCCGGGAUGGAGUUUGGCCGCAGUCCAGAUCAUCACUCAGAGCUGAACAGCAGCAGCAGCGGUAGCGUCCAUGCACCACAGUUUGGCCAGAACCACCCGCUGGGGGUACUCGGAAAUCUGUCGGCACUGAAUAUGAACGUACAGAACCUGUCCGGGCUGUCGGGUCUGUCUGGCCUGCAGCACGGGGAUGUGUUGGAAAAACUGAAGAUGCAAGUGCGUGACAUGAAGGUGGGACUGAUGGGCGAUCAGAGUGAUUUUGCGACGUUGCACGCAAGCUUCGGUGCAAGUUCGUUGCUACAGCAACAGCAGCAGCACCAGCAGCAGCAACAAUCACAUCUAACCGGAAGUGGAAGUGGGUAUGGUAGUGUGGUGGAUCAUAGAAGUAGUGGACAGAACAGUGGUAACAAUUGUGGUGGGAGUGUUGGGGGUGGUGCGAAUCCAGCAAAUGGCAGCAGUUAUCCGUUUACACUACCCAACCCGCCGUCGAUCAGCAAGGAUGCGAACCCGGGCUCGAAUUCGUCGACCUCGAGCGAGACAUCCAACUCAUCACAGCAGAACAACGGUUGGAGCUUUGAAGAGCAGUUCAAACAAGUCAGACAGCUCUACGAAAUCAACGAUGAUCCCAAACGGAAAGAGUUCCUGGAUGAUCUCUUUCUUUUUAUGCAAAAACGAGGCACACCGAUCAACCGUUUGCCCAUUAUGGCCAAAUCGGUGCUGGAUCUGUACGAGCUGUACAAUCUGGUGAUAGCCCGCGGUGGACUGGUGGACGUGAUCAACAAGAAGCUGUGGCAGGAAAUCAUCAAGGGAUUGCAUCUUCCGUCCAGCAUCACUAGCGCCGCCUUCACGCUUCGAACACAGUACAUGAAGUAUCUCUAUCCGUACGAGUGCGAGAAGAAGAACUUGAGCACACCGGCCGAACUGCAGGCCGCCAUCGACGGGAAUCGACGCGAGGGUCGACGUUCCAGCUAUGGACAGUUUGAUUCGCCAUCGGUUCAACGUUCGCCUAUUCCACAGAGCAUCCAGCAGAUGUCCCCGCUGUCACUGGUCACCCAUGUCAACCAGCAGCAACACCAUCGCCUCCUGGGGGCACCGAAUGUCGGUCAGAUGCCGAACAUUCUGCCGGCCGAUUUCGAGCAGCGCAUGCUCGACUACAUCAAACUGUUCCAGCCGAAGGAGAUGAAGCGGGAGCAAAGCCCGGAUCAGAUGACCCCACGGGAUGCGCUCAAUGCGCUGGAAAUGUCCCGCGUUGCUCUUUGGAACAUGUACAAUAACAACACGAGCCCGCCGAACUCGCUGAACACAAGCCCACCGGAAAUGCAGAGUUUGUUCCAUUUCAGGGAAGCUCUCAAUCUGGCGGAAUCUCCGCCUCAUCAUAUGUCGAUCAAGCGUGAACGGGACCACCCGAUGGACUUUACAGAUCGCUCGGGUGCCCGUGACUACCACACUGGAAUUCCACCGGCAAAGCGCAGCAACAACAAUUCUAUCGCUGCAGUUGCUGCUGCACAAUUGCAGCAACAGCAACAACAUCAACAACAGCAGCUGCAUGCCCACAGUCGCUCACUGACCCCACAGAAAUUGAACUUAUCCUCGCAUGAUGAAGACGAUGUUCGCUCCGAUGGAACACCGAUCAAUUUGCGAGGAGAAAAUGGCCUACGCCAUCACGAUGAGGAUAUCCCCGAGGACGAGGAAGAAGAUGAAGAUGAGGAUAUGACUAUAGCGGAAGAUCCCCAUCCGCUGGCGCUGAACAGAAUUACGGAACACGCGGCAGCACUGGCCGCUGCCCAGAGAGAACGCGAACAGGUCCAGGUUAAUCAUUUAGCCAGUUUGAACCUGAGUCUACUGGAACGUGAACGGGAACGGUGUGAUAGUGCGGAUAAAUUGAAACGCCAACAGCAGUUACAGUUGGAACAACUCCAAAGGGAACAGUUGCUCCAUCACCAGCAGCAGCAGCAGCAACAGCAACAACAGCAGCUACAACGUGAGCGGGAUUUGCAACGAGAACGAGAGCGCGAACUUCAGAAACAACAGCAAACACAGCAAUUACAAAUGCAUCAGGAACAUCAUAUUCAUCAGCAACAGCAACAACAGGAACAGCACCGUCAGAACGGUGAUCGUCUCAGCGGAACUGGAAUGGAUAGUGAACGUAACAACACAAGUACCAGCAGUGAUCCUCAAGCCCGGUCCGGAUCGGUGCAUGAUACAUAUAGUCCGGGUAGUGCGGGAGCUGCUGGAGGCAUUAUGGGCAUGCAGUUUAAGCUGAUUAGCAGAGGUGACGCCUCCAAAGGGGACCAACAGCUGGUGGUAUCAAUGGAAUUCAACGGUGUCCAGUAUGAGGGCGUCCUAUUCGCUAACCCAUCGACCUCCCCCAACUCCUCGUCCUUGCUUACAGCAGCAGCAACAGCAUCAGCAAAAGCCAGUAGUAAUGCUAAAAUGAACCAUGGUUGCAGCAACAACCCAGCAUCCUCCCCGCUUCUAGUAACGGCGUCCGGACCAAUGCCACUGGGAUCACGAUCUUCAUCAUCCCCGGCUGGCAGCAUUAACAGUAACAGUUCCACCUCGGUAGACUCGCCUGGCGGAUCGUCGAUUAUUUCACCGGCCAAAACCACCAGCUCUUCGAUUGGUGCGGAUGAAACAAUGGCAGCGGUGGCUGGUCUGAGUGGCCAUCAACCAGCACCACCGCCAGUGAUUGCGCCGAGACCGCUGGUGUCCUAAGCGCAGGCACGCGCCUUUUUACUACAUCGCAUCGUUUGCUCCGACGAGGCGUUUCAGUUAUUUUAUCUCGCUACCUGCCAGGAGAGGUAGCAAAUCUCGCAAUUCACAACUAUCUAUUCGAGCUCUCGAAUUUUGCAUUUUUUGUGCUAUUUGAAAACGGGAAUUCGUUUCUGUUCUUAACGAAACCACUAAACUUUAGGUAAUGAUUAGGUUAAAUUUUAGAGCAAAAUGACUAGAAAGUUUUAUCAGUGUAAAAGCAUGCGCGCGGCUGAAAGUGAUGUUAGGUCGAACCGACAGGUGGCUUCCUGCCGGGAAUGGUGCGUUUUUUCGCUGAGCUUCGAAUCGGUUUUGGGUUGGUGUCUCGACUCAACGGUUCAACGGUUUUUACACACACUGAGCAGAAAGGAAUCACUUUUGAACCAAAAAUUAUUUUUAACUUGUUUUUAUUGGAAAUGGUCUUAAUCGAAGAAACGAACAGCAGAAGAAGUGGUAGGCGAGGUGUAUAUGUGAAAAGCUUAUGAUAGAUAGAUGAGCUAGUAUAGCUUAGCAGCACACACGAGUAGGCAGUUAAUGUUAGAGAAAAAAGAUGUGAUUAUUUUUACUUGAGUUUAGAGUUAAACAGGCAACUAUUCGAGACUGUAGAAAUGCAACGAAUUUUUCUUUCCGUUUAACAUGUGUCGCAUUGGUGUUUGUGCAAAUGUAAGUUCAAAUACAUUGCAGUAUGUAUGAGUAAAAUUUAACCUACUUAAGAGAAGGUAACCCGAUCAAACAGAAACUCUCUUACAGUGCACGUUUAUGACAAAAAAAAAAUGGAAAAUUGUAAAUUUAAUAAUUGAUCGACAAUUUCACAUUUCAACACGAGUUUAGGUAACAUCACUUAAGUUUCAGUUUAAGUGAAAAAAAUGGAAAAUUAACAAAACGAAUUUUUCGCCUGUUAUCAACUGUAUGCAAUCGUUUCUCAUUUAUUGUAUGAAACAAAAAAAUUACAAAAAAACGAAUACGAAAAUAUCUCUUGCAAUAUAAGUUAAGACAAUUUCAAAUCAAUGACAAAAACACACAAACAACAAAGUUUUAAAAACAAGAACAAACGUGUGUAUCUGUAGUUUUUUUUAUAGUAUCCCUAGUGGAGAUAGAGAUGCAUAGAUUUUAGUUAUGUGCUAACUAUUUUGUGCUCUUGAUUGUAGGUAUUUUUAUCAUUUUUUAUGUUUAUUAUUAUAUGUUCCACUGAGACGAAGAAUGAACAAGUAAACUAUUUAAACUAGAUUGAUGAUACCCACUAGCAGUAGUAGUAGUAGUAGUAGUAAUAGUAGUAGAAGUUACAAGUUAGCGUUUAGCAGAAAAGACAUGACCGCUUGCAAACAUCACAGACAAACAGAUUCGUUAGUGAAGCUUUAGAAUCCAAGUCACUUUUAUACACAUACACGUCACACGGACACGCAUACGCAAACCCACACAAACACACAUCAGCUAGCUGUAAUAAUAUGGUAUAUAUGAAGAACAAAACAUAAUCGCUUUUACUCUGUCCUUAAAUGGUUAAAGUAAUCCUAUUUCCUUCACGUCGUAGGCGAAGGAAGGAUACUUUUUAUUUGAAUGUGGAACAAUUUGAUCUAUAAUAUAGAAAAAUGUUUUAAAGUAAACCGCC
Topomyia yanbarensis is the source of this 5371-nucleotide messenger RNA. RefSeq names its product protein dead ringer (gene retn). Gene Ontology annotation, biological process: regulation of transcription by RNA polymerase II. Gene Ontology annotation, molecular function: DNA binding. The transcript is spliced from 10 exons. Gene Ontology annotation, cellular component: nucleus. The coding region runs from base 1012 to 3729 and encodes 905 amino acids. The record is from RefSeq and is a predicted model, not a curated record. Lineage: Eukaryota; Metazoa; Arthropoda; Insecta; Diptera; Culicidae.